AUGGCAGUGGUGGAAGAACAUGUCGAGCUACUUCUUCAAGGCUCUUAAAGUGAGCUCGGUGAUUUAGACCUGUGGUAUCUUGACAUAGGGGCCACGAAUCACAUGUCUGGUUGUCAGAAUUUUUUCGAAAACCUCGUGGAAUCGGCCUCUAGAGUAGUUAAGUUUGGAGAUAAUUCGUGGGUGGAAAUUGAAGGCCAUGGGAGUCUUUUGAUAAAUCAAAAGAAUGGAGGAUAGUUUUAGUUGGCAAAUGUACUUUAUGUUCCUAAAUUGAAGGCAAAUAUUUUGAUCCUUGGCCACUUGGAUGAAGAAGGCUGCCGGAUGAUAGUCUAUGGAGGUAAGUUGACCAUCAUUGACCCUAAAGUUCAAAUGUUUGCAGAUGUCCAGCGUACUAAGGGAUGACUUUAUCUUCUGAGGCUAGAUGUUGAAGUUCACUGUCUCCUCACCUCAGCUCAAGAGUAAGAGAAUUGGCUGUGGCACUCUCGAUUUGGGCAUCUAAAUUUCUAUGCAUUAAAAGAGAUGUCAAGCAAGUAGUUAGUUGAUGGACUUCCUCAGAUCAAUAUACCUAAUCAUAUCUACUAGAGUUGUGUUGCCGGUAAGCAACAUCGGACUCCAUUUCCCUCUGCAUCAAAUUUUAAAGCUUUGACACCUCUAGAACUUGUUCAUGUUGAUUUAUGUGAUUACCCAUCCACUUUGGGAGAAAGUAGGUAUUUUCUUCUAACUGUGGAUGACUACUUGCGAUUGAUGUGGGUAGCAAUGCUGAAAGCCAAGUCAGAUGCUUUGAGUGAACUCAAGUGAUUUAAAGCUCUGGUAGAAGUAGAGAAGAAUACCAAAAUUCAAUGUCUUCGAUCAGAUAGAGGAGGAGAGUUUGUAUCUGAUGAAUUCAUUGAAUUUUGUAUGUCACAGGGUAUUAAAUGGGAAUUGACUGCCCCAUAUCAAAAAUCACCUCAGCAGAAUGGGAUCGUGGAGAGGAAGAAUAAGGCAAUCAUGUCCUUAUACCACUAUUUUGAUCCAAUCAACGGCACAGUACAUAUUAGUCGUGACGUGAUUUUUGAAGAAAAUGGAAAAUGGAACUGAGCCCAGUGAGGUAAGAGUGUUCCUCCAGUCACUUUUCUACCUGAAUUAUCUGCUGAGUAGAGACUAG
Messenger RNA from Spirodela intermedia, 1141 nucleotides. Lineage: Eukaryota; Viridiplantae; Streptophyta; Magnoliopsida; Alismatales; Araceae. The record is from the annotation of a GenBank genome assembly.